AUGCUGCCGCUGCUGCUGCUGUCCCUGCUGUGGGCAGGGUCCCAGGCUCAGUAUGGGAGAUUCCAGCUGCAAGUGGAAUCUGUGACAGUGCAGGAGGGCCUCUGCGUCCAAGUGCCCUGCAAUGUCUCCUACCCUGCAUAUGGAUACACUGACUCUGACCCAGCUCACGGCUACUGGUUCCGACAAUGGGAAUAUCAGCUCCAGCGUACGCUUGUGGCCACAAACAACCCAGAUCAUGAAGUGCAGGAGGCGACCCAGGGCCGAUUCCACCUCCUUGGAGACCCCCGGGUCUACGACUGCUCCCUGGACAUCAGAGACGCCAGGAGGAAGGACUCGGGGACAUACUUCUUUAGGAUAGAGAGAGGGUUUUAUGCGAAAUAUGAUUACAGAGAGAACCCGCUCUCUAUGCUUGUGACAGCUCUGACACAGACACCUGAUGUCCACUUCCAGGGGACUCUAGAAUCUGGCCACCCCAAGAACAUUACCUGUGCAGUGCCAUGGGCCUGUGAGAGGGGGACGCCCCCCACCUUCUCCUGGAUCGGGGUCUCCCUCACCUCCCUGGGCCCCAAGACUGCCCACUCCUCGGUGCUCACCCUCACCCCGCGGCCCCAGGACCAUGGCACCAAUCUCACCUGUCGAGUGACCUUCCCUGGAGUUGGCGUGAGCUCAGAGAGGACCAUCCGGCUCAACGUGUCCUAUGUGCCCCAGAACCUGACCAUCAGCGUUUUCCGGAAAGAAGGCACAGGUAGGACGCAGCCUCUCCUCUCCCAGAGGUGUGGUGGAAGCGGGGUCUGUCUCCUCCCUUCAGAGGAGAGCUGGGGUUCAGAACUCAGAAGGGAGAAAGGCUCAGGCCAGGUGUGGGGACAGUAG
Messenger RNA from Ceratotherium simum simum (southern white rhinoceros), 870 nucleotides. NCBI's taxonomy places the organism in Eukaryota, Metazoa, Chordata, Mammalia, Perissodactyla, Rhinocerotidae. The record is from RefSeq and is a predicted model, not a curated record.